AUGGCACAAAAUCUGAUCAUCCGUUAUUACGCCAUCGAAUUAGCAUUGUUUGCUGGAGAGAUCAGUAUAUCACUUGUGUCCCGUAAAUUACCAUCCGUUCUAGAGGUGGUCUCGGCAAACGAUAUGCAAAGUGCACAAGCAUUAAUCUCAUUUGCCACCACCAUCAUCUCCACGUUUCUUAUUGCAUAUAAGAUUCACAAAUUGUCCACUCCGUCCAGUUCUUCCAGCAGAAACCUUUUUAAACACAUUGUGAUGAUUUUGGUGGAGUCCGCUGCUGGAAUGGCUCCAACAAUUCUUGUUGCUCGUGUUGCUUUGCCUAGAUCCGAUGGUUCAUUUGCAUCUACUAUCUCACAUAUAUCUGGGAUUGAAACCAGGAAUAAUUUACCUUUGUCUGCUGAGGCCUCAGCUACAGGCGAAACACGGGCUCCCCAUGUGAUGUGA
Molecule: messenger RNA, 441 nt
Organism: Psilocybe cubensis
Lineage: Eukaryota; Fungi; Basidiomycota; Agaricomycetes; Agaricales; Agrocybaceae
Exons: 2
Coding region: 1-441 (146 amino acids)
Source: RefSeq, a predicted model, not a curated record